Diplodia corticola is the source of this 708-nucleotide messenger RNA. Its product is annotated as pyridoxamine phosphate oxidase. Gene Ontology annotation, cellular component: cytoplasm; nucleus. Bases 1 to 708 code for a protein of 235 amino acids. The transcript is spliced from 2 exons. Lineage: Eukaryota; Fungi; Ascomycota; Dothideomycetes; Botryosphaeriales; Botryosphaeriaceae. The record is from RefSeq and is a predicted model, not a curated record.
AUGCCCGAGAUCACCGCCGAGCACACGCCCCGCGUGUCCGCCACAUUGCCCCAGGAAGUCGUCCAGUGCCUGGAAAAUGCGCGCUAUCUGCACCUUGCCACGAGCUCUUCCGACGCCAUGCCGCACAUCUCCCUCAUGAACUACACCUACCUGCCUUCUUCUCCGUACUCGCCCCACCCGCAAAUUAUCAUGACCACCCCGCCCGGCACCCAGAAGACGACCAACCUGUGCCAGAACCCGCGCGUCUCUCUGCUGGUCCAUGACUGGGUGACAACACGUCCCCCCACUCUCUCUUCUGGCCGGGAGGGGAGUCCGCCGCCUGCCGCCUCUCGUAGCUCGCUGGCCACGCUUCUUCUGGGCAUGAACUCUGCUUCCUUAUCGCGUAUCUCGGUGACCAUAAACGGCAAUGCGUCGUUCGUGCCCCACGACUCAGAUGAGGAGAAGUGGCUCAAGGCGAAACAUCUGGAGAACAAUACUUUCGGUUCAGAGGUGGACGAUGCAACCAACGCACUCAGCACAAGUCCCACCAUCACCGGACGCGGCGAUGGCGGCAGGGGAUAUUGGGUAGAGGGUGAAGAGGCUAGGGUGAUUGCUGUCACCAUCAAGGAUGGUCGCAUCUCAGACUGGAAGGGUGAGAUCACGGAUUGGGUCAUCACUAGUGAGGAUGGAGUCGGAACCGCAGCUGCUCAGCUGCCGAACGGUGUCUAA